AGGACAUCUUCGAGUUGAGCGCAAUAGCCACUCCCCUCCCCCUAUCCCUCCCUCUCUCUCCGAUGGCGGCGGUGCGAAGCGCGAUUCUGAGACACUUGAGGCUGCGGGUGGUCUCAUCGGCUCCGCAGGUGUCCUCUCCCUUCGCUAGUCUCCUUCGUUGCGGCUUCUCUGACGAGGUGAAGGGCUCCUUCCUCGAUAAAUCUGAGGUCGCUGAUCGGAUCAUCACCGUCGUCAAGAACUUCCAGAAGGUCGAUCCCUCCAAGGUCACAUCAAAUGCUCAUUUCCAGAAGGAUCUAGGUCUUGACAGUUUAGACACCGUGGAGGUUGUCAUGGCUUUUGAAGAAGAAUUUGGGUUUGAAAUCCCCGACAGUGAAGCAGACAAGAUUGACUGCAUAAAAGUUGCCGUUGACUUCAUCGCCUCGCAUCCCCAGGCAAAAUGAGCAUUCGUAUUGUUUCCAUUUGUCAGGAGAAAAAAAAAGCAACUAGUCUAUUUUGAUCAUUGAUCAAAUAACAAGUUUAAACUGUUGUAUCAGAACCAUCGUCUUUCUUUGAUGGUUUGGUUCAAGCAAUUUUCUUUAUGGAUAUCAAAUGCUCUUUCGUCUAACUUGAGUUGUUUUGAAGUUAAUAAACAUUUUAGGCAUUUAGUUGGUUA
This is a messenger RNA of Musa acuminata subsp. malaccensis (wild Malaysian banana), 652 nucleotides long. RefSeq names its product acyl carrier protein 2, mitochondrial. Gene Ontology annotation, molecular function: acyl carrier activity; acyl binding. The record is from RefSeq and is a predicted model, not a curated record. Gene Ontology annotation, biological process: fatty acid biosynthetic process. Gene Ontology annotation, cellular component: mitochondrion. Lineage: Eukaryota; Viridiplantae; Streptophyta; Magnoliopsida; Zingiberales; Musaceae.